CAGCGGUCAGUUUGGUUGCAGCCUUCGUACAUAUUGGUAACUUAAAAUGGGCAGAUUAAUGGCAAAUCUAAAGAAUAAUAUCACAGCGGAGCGUGUGGCCAUUUUCUUUGGCCUGCUGUCAACUUGCUUGGCCUUGGCCCUGGUCAUUGUUGUGGUGCACAGGGACAAUCUGAUGCUGCAGCUGUCGGAGGCCCGAGAGAAACUCGAUGUACUGGAGGAUUAUAUACAGACCAAUGUGCUGUCCGAUCCAACAGAACAGUUUGAGGCGCACUUACGCAGCGAAUUCUGAACUAUUUAACAAACUGUUCUCAAAUAUGGUUUACUAAUAAAGAUCACGAUUACAGGCCAAUUACUUUCGGGAUAAAUGCGUCAGAUAUUACUGUGGCGGACUCAGUCCAGCUAGUUAAGAUAGCGACCAAUAAUAAAGUUCUUUAUCGCGUGCCUUAUCGUAUUUUA
Molecule: messenger RNA, 456 nt
Organism: Drosophila montana
Lineage: Eukaryota; Metazoa; Arthropoda; Insecta; Diptera; Drosophilidae
Exons: 2
Coding region: 47-289 (80 amino acids)
Source: RefSeq, a predicted model, not a curated record